Messenger RNA from Rotaria sp. Silwood2, 192 nucleotides. Lineage: Eukaryota; Metazoa; Rotifera; Eurotatoria; Philodinida; Philodinidae. The record is from the annotation of a GenBank genome assembly.
AUGCAGAUUGGUGGUAGUGAUGCUCCAGGUUUAUCUAUGUCUGAAUCUCCAGACAAUAUUGAUUAUGAAAAAUCCUUUUCAUCAAUUUCGGAUGAUUCAAUAUCUUUUAAACAAAAAGCUGAAGAUAUUUUACAUUCGAUUGGAUUUCGUGCAAUGAUAUUUUUUCAAAUAUUAGCAUAUGGAUCAUAUUCA